AAGCGUCGAGCGAAAUACGAAGUCCACCGUAAAGAUGGCAGCCGGGCACUGGCGUUGGCUGGGCAGGACGGGGGUUUCCCUGGGCUUCGGGGGCUGCAGAGGAUCUCAUUCGGGGGCUGGAGUCUCCCUGAAGCGGGAGUACGACGCCGUCGUGAUAGGGGCAGGGCACAAUGGACUGGUGGCUGCUGCCUACUUGCAAAAAGGGGGACUGAAGACUGCUGUGCUGGAAAGAAGGCACCUGGUGGGGGGUGCUGCGGUUACAGAGGAGAUUAUCCCAGGAUUUCGCUUCUCGAGGGCCUCUUACCUGCUUAGUCUGCUAAGACCUCAGAUUUAUACAGAGCUGGAGCUGAAGAGGUAUGGUUUAAAAGUGCUGCCACGUGACCCUUAUUCCUUCACUCCAUUGUUGGGGGACAGUCAGGGUGGAAAAGUGCCCCCCUCAUUGCUGCUUGGCCACAACAUGGCUGAGACCCAGAGCCAGAUUGCUCAGUUCUCUGCCAAGGAUGCUGAGACCUUUCCCAAGUAUGAAGCCUUCAUGAGGCGCCUUGUGUUAGCUAUAGACCCUUUGCUUGAUACUUGCCCUGUGGACGUGGCUGCCCUCGGCCAGGGAUCCCUGCGUGAGCGACUGGGAGCCUUGCGAGGCUUGAAGAGCUUGCUCUCUGCAGGCUUUGUCCUGGGGAAAGAUCUUCCCCGAUACUAUGAAGUCCUCACAGCCCCCAUUUCCAAGAUCUUGGAUUUCUGGUUUGAGUCCGAGCCCUUGAAAGCAACUUUGGCAACGGAUGCGGUGAUUGGUGCCAUGGCUGGUCCCCACACACCAGGCAAUGGGUAUGUGCUGCUGCACCAUGUGAUGGGGGAGAUAGAGGGGCACCAGGGGGCCUGGGGCUACGUGACGGGUGGCAUGGGCGCUGUUUCCCAGGCCUUGGCCCGUGCUGCCACUGCACUGGGGGCCGAGAUCUUCACUGAGAAGUUGGUUGCCCAGAUCCUGAGCUGUGAUGGAAAGGUACACGGUGUGUGCCUCCAGGAUGGGACCGAAGUGAAGAGCUGCCUGGUGCUGUCCAAUGCCUCUCCUCAGCAUACCUUCCUGGAUUUGACCCCCCAGGAGUUCUUGCCCCCAGAGUUUGUCCAAAGAAUCUCACAGUUUGAUACACGUUCUCCAGUCACCAAGAUCAAUGUGGCUGUGGAUCAGUUGCCCAAUUUCUUAGCUGUUCCAAACACCAGUGAUGGCCACCCGUCACCCCAUCAUCAGUGCUCUAUCCACCUCAACUGUGAAGACAUGGGUACUGUGCAGCAAGCUUUUGAGGAUGCCUGCCAGGGGACGCCAUCUAACAGGCCUAUAAUAGAAAUGUGCAUUCCAUCUGCCCUGGACCCUACUCUGGCUCCCCCAGGCUGCCAUGUGAUCUCUCUCUUCACCCAGUACACCCCCUAUAUGCUGGCUGGAGGGAAGCAGUGGGAUGAUCAAGAGCGUGAAGCCUACGCCGACCAAGUAUUUGAUUGGAUUGAAGCCUAUGCACCUGGGUUCAAAGCCUCUGUCAUUGGCAGAGAUAUUCUUACACCUCCAGACCUUGAACGGAUCUUUGGACUACCUGGUGGAAAUAUAUUCCAUGGAGCCAUGUCUUUAGACCAGCUGUAUUUUGCCCGGCCAGUGCCCUCCUAUUCCAAUUACCGGUCCCCAAUCCAAGGCCUGUAUCUCUGUGGGAGUGGGACUCACCCUGGAGGAGGUGUAAUGGGAGCUGCGGGGCGCAAUGCUGCUAAAACAGCCCUGGGAGAUUUCAAGAAGCUGUGACUCAUUAGGAAUGAGUGGCUGCUGUGGUUUAGGAGAAGAGACCCCCCACCAGUUUGUGGCCUAAGAAGUGAAUUGCUGUCAAGUGGAAACCCGGCAACCUUUCAAGGCUUGCCAUCCUGAAGACUCGUUGCUCUUGGCAUGACACUCUUACAAAGCAAGAGAUGAGCAACACUCCUUCGGUCAUAUCCAAGUAUGUUCCCAUCAUGUUAGUUGUGCUCUUUGCCAUUCCAGACCCAGUGUAAUGGACUGGCCAACACUCUCCUUUUUGCUAUCUUAUUGAUUAAACUGGAGCUAUGCUUUCUUGCCAUGGCCGUUUCCUGCAGGAGAACCUCUUCUUUUUACCUUUGGCUGGUUCUGAGAUGGAGCCUGUCACACCUGCUGUAAGAAGCAGAGGGCAAGGUUCAGGGUCAUGACAAAAGCUAGCUUCUGUGUAGUCGCUAUUCCUUGGCCUGUAAUAUACUGAGCCUUGCUGGAUUCAGAGCUUCUCAAUAAUGAUCCGCAGUACUACAAUUUCUUCUGGAAUCCAUUGAUCUGCUCCUGAGUUUGCAAAGUGGGACUUCUGGGUUUCUGUCCAUCAGCAUGUUACAAGAUGGGCAUUCCAGAUCCAACCACUGAGCUGCCUCUAAACAGCUUAAAAUGUGGACAUUUGAUGGUCUCUACAUGCUGGGGAAUAAGGCCAAGUUCUGAUCAGUCUCACCUUAGCAAAGUGAUGAGAAGAGUCUGUUGCCAUUCAUGUCAUCUGACCUUGUGCUCCCUAUCCAAAGCUGGACAUGCCUGACUGAGCCCCAGACCUAAAGAGCCAUAUUUCUCACUAGCAAAGAGCAGCUGCUUGCAAACACCUCUCUGCAGUCGGACUGCAAAUCUAACUGGGAAGUGGCCAAAAGCCAGCAGCCUUCUCUGUAGCAGGGCCUUGGUUGGGCUUUGUGGGCAGGGUGCUCUAUCUGAAUCAAAAAUCACUUGAGCCGGAGUACUUGGCUUUCAUCCAGCUCCAUUCCUUUGAAAUCAAUGGGGAUAAAUCAGCUUAAAUCUAAAUACUCCACUUUAAUUGGCACGUGGACUGCAGCCAAAGAGUGUUGACACAAUAAAGAAAAUCAAUAAGUAACUUUCCUCCCUAGCUAUGAUGGAUUGCUUUCAUGUGAAGAAAUGAUGGUUAAAUCAUUGCCAGCUGUAUACUUAGAAAAUGUGUGUCCAAAGAUUAAAGAGGUAAAAAAUAAA
This is a messenger RNA of Pogona vitticeps (central bearded dragon), 2995 nucleotides long. It is a transcript of the gene PYROXD2, whose product is annotated as pyridine nucleotide-disulphide oxidoreductase domain 2. The record is from RefSeq and is a predicted model, not a curated record. Gene Ontology annotation, molecular function: oxidoreductase activity. NCBI's taxonomy places the organism in Eukaryota, Metazoa, Chordata, Lepidosauria, Squamata, Agamidae.